GCGAGGUGCGUUGUCAGUGCUACCGCCGUCCGUGCAAACGCAGUCCUCGUCGUCGUCUUCAGCGGUUCUCGGUGCCCCGCGUCAACCUCUGAGAGAAAUCUUCGGGUCCAGGUGGUCUGUUUGAUUGUCGCUGCAUACGCCGAGUGUAGGCUCAGAUGAUUCUACAAGAGCUGCUCUCCCCUCAACACCCAAAACCACUACCAAACGUUAACGAAUGAUCACAAAUCAACCAUGUAGCUAAUCCAUAAACCAACCAUGAACUUCACUACCAGAAACUCUCAUUUUCGUCAUCCAUUCUUGCGGAUGUCCGAAAAAGACCUGCUCCGUACCCAAGCCACCCCAAUUCUAGAGAGUACCACCCUGAGCUACGUGAUCUCCACCACCACAGUCAGUAGCAAGAUGAACGAGGCCAUGGUAGGUCUAGAGGAGCCAGUGGAGGUGUGGUACCCAGUAGUGUUCAAGACCAACUCCAGCCUGUACUUCAGGACGGAAGAUCUAUCUGAAACGUUUAACAUAAACGUGUACAAUGAGAGUAAUCACACUAACUAUAACGAUAGUGCAUACAACGACGAAACGCUUAGGUUGGCAACAUCGAUUGGUAUUUCUUCUUUGUUUGGACUCAUCAUAUUGGCCACCAUCAUAGGGAACGUAUUCGUGAUCGCGGCAAUUCUGAUGGAGAGAAACCUUCACAGUGUCGCCAACUACCUCAUCCUGUCGCUGGCAGUGGCGGACCUGUUGGUAGCCUGUCUGGUGAUGCCUUUGGCGGCAGUCUACGAUGUGAGUCAAGAAUGGGCGCUGGGACCAGAGCUGUGCGAUAUGUGGACGUCCAGCGACGUCCUCUGCUGUACAGCGUCGAUUCUGCAUUUGGUGGCGAUUGCAAGUGAUAGGUACAUGGCAGUCACUAACAUCGACUACAUCCACCAGCGCACAGCCAAAAGGAUAGGCAUCAUGAUCUUCGUAAUCUGGAUGGUAUCCUUCAUGGUCUGCAUUGCUCCCCUCUUAGGCUGGAAGGACCCAGAGUGGAACACAAGGAUCCAAAACAAGAAGUGUCUGGUCAGUCAAGAUCUCUACUACCAGAUCUUCGCCACAGCUUCCUCCUUCUAUCUGCCACUCUUGGUCAUCCUGGCCCUCUACUGGAGGAUAUUCCAGACGGCCAGGAAACGUAUACGCAGGAAACACGUCAUUACCGGUUCGAAUCCAGUCCCCGACAGGAAUAUCGCAGCAGGAGGCAUAGCAGGUGGUCUAGCAGCCGCCAGUGGAACCGGAGGCAUCGCGGCAGCCGUGGUGACCGUCAUAGGGCGCCCUCUACCUACCAUCUCCGAAACUACAAACACCACCGCCUUCACCAACGUCUCCUCCAACUCUAGCCCGGAGAAGACCUCUUGCGCCAACGGCCUCGAGGCGGACGGACCCACCACCACCGACUGUGGCGCCAUCUACACCCCUCAAACCUUCUACCCCAUCAAGAGGAAACCCAAGGACAACGCAGACUCGAAGAAGGAACGCAAGGCAGCCAAGACGUUGGCGAUCAUCACUGGUGCCUUCGUGGUCUGUUGGCAGCCCUUCUUCAUAAUGGCAGUGCUGUUGCCCAUCGACGCCAAUCUCUUCAACAGGUACCUCAUGUCCUUCUUCCUGUGGCUGGGCUACUUCAACUCCACACUCAACCCCAUCAUCUACACCAUCUUCAGCCCGGAAUUUCGACACGCCUUCAAAAAGAUUCUGUGCGGCAGGAACUACGCACGCAGAAGCCGACACUUCGGCAUCAGACACUUCCAAUGAUGGCGGCAGAGUGACCGCUUCCCUUCGGACACUGCUAGGGCGCCGCCUCCAGUGGCGGCGCGGUUGGCGGCCAGUGUCGCCGCCACGGCAGUAGCGUCGGGCGCCAGAAACGUGACGUUCAAGUGCGACUGAUCCGAGGAGAGGUGGUCGCGGAAGGUGACGCCCUCUAGCGACAGUGACGGUAGUGACAACGCAGAUAGACGGGUUUAUCUCGAGAUGGGACCUCUGUGAUGUCCUGACUACUUGUGUGCGGGUGAAGAAGUGGACGAAAUGGUACACAAUGAUGUAUAGAAUUAGUUUUAGGUUCGCGUCGUGAGUUCAUGAUAUUGGUUGGCCGUCGACUUUGAUGGAUUUGAAUACGGUAGUGCUGGCGUUCUAGUGGAACAAUUCAACCGGUUUACCUUCAUAUUUCGGGUUAUGUAUCUUCGAUGUGUAUUAUAAACAAGGACUAUAAGCCUUGUUUUCAAUAAUUUUGUUAAUUAAUCGAAAAUUUAUUUUUAAAUUUCUUGCCGUAUUGUAAAUCAAAAUAUUUCAAUAUCAUAAGAACGAAAUCCUUGAUGUUGUUCAAAACGAUACAUCUGAAAGGGAUAUAUCAGCAAAUCAAUUUGAUUUUCGUUAACACAAAAGUUCUGACAAUAUAUUUUCAAACAAAAAUAUUCUUAAUGGCUCCACACUUGAGGAACAACUAGAAUCUUAAAAAAAAAUUGAUUUACCGAAUGAUUCGUUCUUUUUUCUCAUCAGCUUUUUGGUCUGACUAUCACUAACGAAUGCUAAAAAUUCCAAAUGGUCUAACUGUUUUUUUCAAAACGAUUCUCGUUUAUAUCGAUUUGUUCACACCAAUUCAUUACCUUCCAAAAUACAAUUGAUCUAUAAGGCAGAACAACAGUCUUUUAAGAAUUUAAGUAGUUAUAAAGAAUAAAACAUGACUCAUCCGCAUGAGAUAUAAUACCAACAGUUCUCUGGAAAAAUCUGCUUUGAAUUUGUGAGGUGUAUCAGGCAGGAACCACUGAAUUUCCUCACUGUUGAUUCUCUCCGUGGUCUCAGUGGAUGAAACACCGCAAUUGAACACUUUGCCAGACACAAUAUGAAUAAAACUACAAAUUA
Molecule: messenger RNA, 2883 nt
Organism: Harmonia axyridis
Lineage: Eukaryota; Metazoa; Arthropoda; Insecta; Coleoptera; Coccinellidae
Product: 5-hydroxytryptamine receptor-like
Exons: 6
Coding region: 256-1779 (507 amino acids)
Biological process (GO): adenylate cyclase-activating adrenergic receptor signaling pathway
Cellular component (GO): membrane
Molecular function (GO): G protein-coupled receptor activity
Source: RefSeq, a predicted model, not a curated record